Messenger RNA from Dunckerocampus dactyliophorus (ringed pipefish), 8642 nucleotides. RefSeq names its product NIN1 (RPN12) binding protein 1 homolog (gene nob1). The record is from RefSeq and is a predicted model, not a curated record. Gene Ontology annotation, molecular function: RNA binding; RNA endonuclease activity. Lineage: Eukaryota; Metazoa; Chordata; Actinopteri; Syngnathiformes; Syngnathidae. The transcript is spliced from 21 exons. The coding region runs from base 93 to 2954 and encodes 953 amino acids. Gene Ontology annotation, biological process: mRNA processing; maturation of SSU-rRNA; ribosomal small subunit biogenesis. Gene Ontology annotation, cellular component: preribosome, small subunit precursor; nucleus.
CCGUGAAGCUUUAAGAAAUCAACGCUAGAUGUCGCUCGGCUUGUCUCAGGAGUGUUUUGUCCUUAUGCGGCCGCCGUACGAGUGCUAGCAACAUGGCGGGUGACGGUGACAAGAGCCAGGAUUUUGUGACUUACGGGACACCCCUGGAACCUCUGGAAGAAGACGAGGCCCCGAGGAAGCCAGUCCCCCUCCACGAGCAGACGGUCAAGGAUGAAAAGGGGCGGUACCAGAGGUUUCAUGGCGCCUUCACGGGAGGAUUUUCUGCUGGUUAUUUCAACACUGUGGGCUCCAAAGAAGGAUGGACACCGUCAACCUUUGUGUCGUCACGACAACAGAAGGCGGAGAAGCAUCAUGCCACGCCAGAAGACUUCAUGGAUGAGGAGGAUAUGGGCGAGCAUGGCAUCGCCCCUUCCCAAAUCACCACUACACAGCCGUUUGCUUCCGGCCGCAGCGUGGGGGACAAGGCGAGGGCGGUGAACGCUCAGGCGGCGCUCAUCCCAGGAGACACUAUGUUGGAGGAACUGAUUGCCCCCGCCAGGUCUUCGGUGGGCGUCGAGAUCCUGACGAAGAUGGGCUGGAAACCGGGACAGGGGGUGGGGCCUCGUGUGAAGAGGAGGGCUCGCCGCCAGCACACAGCAGACAGCACCGCCAGAGUGUACAGCUGUGCUCCGCCCCCCACGGGCUCAGAGGGUUCAGAGGAGGAGGAGGAUGAUGAUGAGGAGUUUGCUCCUGACAAUGUGACCUUCGCCCCCAAAGAUGUAAGCGCGGUGGACUUCACCCCCAGGACCGGGCUUCAGGGUCUGGGCUACAGCGGUUUGGACCCGGCCCUGGCGCUGCAAGCCAGGGGAGCCAAUGAACACAUCGACUUGUUCAAGCCACACUCGGACUUGAGGAGUCGACUCUUUGGAGAAGCUUUGAGCAGCUCACGGCGAGGGGGCGUUGCUGGCCAGGCUUUUGGUGUAGGGGCGCUGGAGGAUGAGGAUGAAGAUGUGUACCACAGAGACUCCAUGUCCAAAUAUGACACAGUGCUGGAGGGGGAGGAGCCUGGAGACGGGCUCUAUGGAUGGACGGCACCUCAGCACAAGGCCCGAAAACCAAACCACAAGGAAGCGUCCUACGUUGGCAAAAUCUUGGAAGGUUUCACGCUGGCACAGAAUCCUGAAGAAGACAAAACUAUCUUCCGUCCUCCAGUGCUGCCUGCCAACUAUCGUCCCGUACAUCAUUUUCGCCCCCCAGUGGAGGUUUCACACGUGACCGGUAUCAGUGCGGCACUGGCCAAAGCUCUGAAGACAUCCAGGGGUCACAUGGUCCAAGAGGAGCCUGCACAAGGAGGACGCCAUCAGAUGGUUUCCAGCCAGAGGGGGACGCUGCUAGGAGAGGACUCCUUGAAAGGUGCCACUUCAGUCAUGGAGCUGCUGAGGCCGGAAGACCGAGAGCGACUGCUCCGCCUCCGCAACUCAUCUGGGGCCGCCCCAGCAACCACCCCUGCACCGGCAACCGCCCCGGCCCACAAUCCCAUGCGGCCAGCGGCCUCAAUGCCCCAAAGCGGCGGCGGUGGCAUCGCCUCAUCCUCCAGUUUGCAGCAGCAGCAGCAGGCCAUGGCGGCGUGGAAAGGACACACCUCCUUGCACACGUUCAAGCCCUUCGAGAAGAAUGCCAGCAAGCAAGCUCGCUACGACUCGUACCUGAGUCGCCUCCAGCUGGGAGACAAAGACGCCCUGAACCAAAGUUUGGAUCCAGCCAUGACGGAGUGGGAGCGCAGCCGGGAAGGGGAGGAGUUUGUCCGAGCCUCAAUCUUGUACCGGCCCACUUCGUCCGUGCUGUCGAGUCGCUUCACUCGAGCCAAAAAUCAGGAAGACGAUGACGACCACGUGGAAGUGGAUCGUGACGAGGAGGGUGACCUGGAUGACAAACAAGCGGCUGUCAAGAUGAAAAUGUUUGGACAACUCACCAGAGAAACGUUUGAAUGGCAUCCCGACAGAAUUAUGUGCAGGAGAUUCAAUGUGCCUGACCCCUACCCUGGCUCGUCCAUAGUUGGUCUUCCCAAAGUGAAGCGAGACAAGUUUUCUGUCUUCAACUUCCUGUCGGUGACAGAGAGCAGCGAACGUACAGCCCCAGCAAAGGCUCUGCAGACCAGCAAGAAGUCCAGAUGGGACCAGGAGGGGGAUAAGAGCGACCCACUCAUAAGCGAGGCCACAGAGCAAACAAGUGACACCAAAGUGGACCAAGCAACGGAAGCGUCGUCCAGUAGAACUCCUGAGCCGACAGCUAAAGACAGAAAGGAGGACGGGAAUGGGAAUGCGGAUGAUGUUGAGGAUGAGGAUACGGAGGAGGAAGAAGAUGAGGAGGAAGAGGAGGCGGAGGAGGAGAGCCGGCCCCCCAUGGACCUGUUCAAGGCCAUCUUUGCCAGCUCCUCCGACGACAAGUCCUCCUCUUCGUCAAAUGAAGACAGUGAGGAGGAGGAGCCAAAAGAGGAAGGAGUUAAGUCGGAAGCGACGAACCUCUUCAACAUAUCAUUGUCUUCGGUCGUGACGAGCAGCGUGGCAAACACUGUGACGACGUCAGGGUCAAAUUCCUUGCAGCAGACUGCGGCAGUUUUCCCUCACAUGCCGUCAGAGGAAGUGCUCGAGUUUGGUCCCAAGCUCCCGCCUCCGUGGUUCGGUCCCGGCAGGGGACGCGCCACCUCGCCGCGUGAGUGCGAGAAGAGCAAAGACAGGAAACAUAACAACAAGAAGCAACACAAACACAAGAAAGACAAAAAGAAGAAGAAAGCUAAGAAGCACAAACACAAAGUGAAGCAGCAGCAGCAGCAGGAGAAGAAGAUGAAGAAGAAGAAGAAGAAAGAGGAGACGUCCUCCAGCAGCUCAGAGCAAAGUGAUGGUGAUGGUGAUGGAGAGAUGGUGUCCACAGAGGAGCUACUGAAGAGGCUGAAGAGCGUCACAUCAUCAUCAUAAAUGGCAGCAAAGUGACCUGUGACCCCAUCACAUUGGAACUUUCUGAGCACUGUUUUCACGUGUCCUAGGGAAAAACUGAACUGAUGACAUCAUCAUUUGAAGAAAGUUUGUUUUUUAUUGUUUGACAGCGGUAAAUAAACAACAGUAUCAUCAACAAUGCAAGGCUCAUCAGAAGACACUCUGCUGCAGGCAGCGGCAUCCGCAGCCCGCCGGGCACUCGUCCUGGUGGCGGAACCAGUCCAUCAUGUGACCCGUGUGCCCGCCGUGACCGCAGCUGAGACAGAAGUGGGAGGAGCCCCGCACGGCCACAUGGCACACGGCGCACUGGAAGGUGAGGCGCUUGCACACGGCGCACUGCGUCCCCCGCGCCUGACUGCGACAGUGGCAGCAGAACACGCCAAACUCUGCGAGCACGGAGUCGAGACACACAGGAAAUUAGCGUCGAUGCAGAACGGGAAGGAAGCCGGCGCGGCAACUCGGGCCAGCGACCUACCGACGCCUUGGUGCGGUUCCGGCGGACAGGAAGCAAACUUGAGAACAUCGGCUCGUUUGUCUCGGAGGCCCCAGCGGUACAAGAUUUCACUGUAACACUUCUUGAAGUCGUCAAACUGCAGCGUGUUGGUGGGGUCCAGAAGUCUGCGGGUGACAGGAAGUGACAUCACAGCGCCAUCGGAACAUAACACUGCGUGUGGAAGCGGGGAAGCCACCUCUUGUUCAUGUCGUGCUGCUCGCUCUCGCGUUCGCGUGGGUCAGCGCAACCCUGGUUGCUAUAGCGACCGUCUUCGGGGGAGGACUCGCUCCAGGAGUUGGCGUGCUCAGAGUCCCGAGACACGGACGGGAACGUCAGCUCGGAGGUGAAGCUGGGCUGAGCAACGGUCACAUGACAUCACGUCCUGUACAAGAUUGUCUUGCAAGCCAGGAUGGUGCUUAGGGCGUGUGACGACUUACGUAGCGUGAGUGAGGGGGCAGGAACACGGGGGAGCGAGACUGUGACGGACCGUGUGGCGGGUGACAGUCUGUGAAGACGCUGCACAGCAUGGCGAGAGUCUGAACGUCACUCAUGUGACUGUAGUGGUCCACACUGAGGGUGAAACCCACCACACCACGUUAAACCCCCUUGUCAUAGUUGCUGCCUCGAUUACACUAAACUGUGUUGCAUGACACUAAACAUGAUUCUUACUGGCUCAUGGAGGUUUGAAAACAACUCACAGAGUGUCCAGCAGGUGGCGACCAAACGGAUGACUCGCCCAAGGAGCGUUCGUGUCGGGGUCUGAGUCUGGACUCAGGUCACGACUUGUUGCUGCAGAUGCCAAAGCCCACACCUGCGCGCGCGCACACACACACACUUGUUGACAUUCAUUAAGUUACAUCAGUUGCUAUGGCGACGACCUACCUUGGCUACAUCUCUACGUCCGGCUGCCAGCGCGGCGGCUGCAUUCUUCUGACACGUGUCCUGGAUGUCACGCAUGUUCAGACUAAGGCGAGGGUAAGACAUCGGGUGACAACAAGGAAUGUUGGCAACUGACAACAAGGAAUGAGGCGUUCACUGACAUGUAAUUCUCUCCAAGGACUUUGUGGACAGGAAGCAGGCAGGAGAUUUCCUGGAUGAUCACCUUCCCUGCCAACUUGAUGGACCGACUACCGUAGUCUGCCCCGUCCCUCUUGGUCUUAAAGCGGCGAGAUUUCUAGAGGACACGGCUUGACUUAGUUUUGCUAGCUUGUAUCGCUCUGUUCUCCCAGAGCCCCUAAACGAACCAGCAGCAGCCCGAGUGGUUUUGUAAAAGACCAUGUGACCACUGAAAUAUCUGAUUUGUCAUUGCAAUGGCAAACAGCUCAGCUCGUGCGCGUGUGUGUGCGUCACCCGCUCUUUGUAGUAGAAGGACGAGAUGGACACGGUGUCUUUGUCCGAGCGAGUUGGACUGCUGCUGUAUAGACGCAGAGCGCUCUGAGACUCCGAGCGGAUCUUCAUGGGGGUCAACACACCGCUGUGAUAGGCCGACAGAGCUGACAGGGACCUGAGACACACACACACACACACAGGUGUUAGCUUAGCUUAGCACAAAACCUGCGAAAACGGAAAUGAUCAGUGACUGUUACCUUGGAGUGGGCUCAGUGGGUGGGGCUGAGCGGUGCAUGGUGAUCGGUCGUGUAAAGUAAACCAGACAGCCGGUUCCACAGAACCGAGCCCCUGAUGUGCGGGGGAAGGGAAUGUUGGCGUCCUGCAAAACGUGUGUGUGUGUGUGUGUGUGUGCGCGUCAGUGGCGGUCGUGUGUCAGAGUAUUUCCAGUGACUGGUACCAAGAGGAAGUGCUUUGAGUCACAUACCUGGUAUGAUCCAUAUGUGUUGGUGACUCGAGGAAACGCCUGCAGCGCUGGAGCGACAGGAUUGGACAGGACGAAGGGGCCUGAGGACGGACUGUCAUCCUGCGUCUGAGGAAGAAAUGGAGGUCCUUUUGUGUGUAACAUUAAGGUCGUUGAAGACGCGUGAUGGGGACGUUCUCACCAUGUCCGACUCGAGACAGGACACGAGCUGUCGGACACAAGGUUCUAGACAGUUCUGGUUCCUUUUGACCUUCUGCAGGGACAUGUCGGUGAGGAUCUGAAAGACGAGAGGAUACAUGAGAUGCACCCAAAGAUGUCAACGUGAAGACUCAGGAGCAUCCGUUUGUGUCGUACUUUGUGGAUCUUGCUCUUCAUUGCGGUGGAGAUGGUCGUCGGGGAGACAAACUGGAAGGUAGGGGCGCAGUUGUUGGGAUAUUGUCCUGGGAAUUUCAUCAGCAGUCGAACCUGAUGACUCCCAAAAUGAGCCGACACCACACAGCUGCAGUUCAUCGCGUCCAUCUGUCCCCGCCACCCCCAAAAAAUAACGUUGGAAUCUCCACGUCCUCCAAAUUGUUUCAUCUCGGUCUGUCCACGGCUCACCUCCACGUUGACGUUCCUGAUCUGCAGGUUGACCAGAGAGAAUUCCUGCUGUAGCGUCUGAGGGAGACUUGACGACGCAGCUGAGUCCAGGCGACCACCCGAGCCUGCCACGCCAUCUUGAUCUGAUUGGCAGAGCGCAGGUGGAGUAGGGACAGUGAGAUACAGAGGGAGAGUGGACAGGUGGACAGACGUGCGUGUCACCGUGCAGGUGUUGUCCAGCAGGAAUUCUGGUGUGUUGUCCGUCAGGGUCAUUGGACGUCAGCGACUUGUCCGUAUCCAUGUUGAGAGACAUUCCCUCCAUCAAGUCGUCUGCCAAGUCGCUGACACACAGCUGCAUGACAAGAAGUCACAAGUUACGUGUCACACGUGUGACCAGGAUCACCACAAAUCACCUUUUGCAGCUGAGGGUCCACCCGCCAGAUCCUCAGAGUCUGAUCUCUGGACCAUGUGACCAGUUGGUAGUCUUUAGUACCUGAGACACAGGACACAAACAAGGAAGUGCACUGACCCAGUCGCGAAAAGAGGUGGAGCCUCGACCUUAGCGUGCACUGACCUUCCUUCUGCGGCCUCCAUUGGAACUCAAGAACGACGUCGUCGUGUCCCACAAAGGCAUGGACUGGACUGUUGAGGUCCAACGUGGACCACAGAAGAAGGCUGUUCUCGCGUCUCAGCUGAGGGACCAUCACUGUGACCAGGCCAUUGGAGAACGGCUGCACGCACGCACACACACACAGGCACACACACACACACUAAAUUGCAGUUUGUUGUUGUUGAUUGUAGAUCAUCACCAAAGUUCUCACCGUAUAGCGAGCCUUCCAGACUGGCACCUGACACGAAAGGAUGUUCAGGUACUUCCUGGGCUGUCUGUAAUCCCAAAACUACAUGCACACGCGCACAUGCACGCACACACACACCAUCCACGUGAUGACUGGGAAUGCUGGGAAUGUGGUAGCUUCAGUUCUUGUGUUCACCCUCACCCUUACUGAGUUGUCCUGGCUGCUCGUGGCCAGGAUGAACUCGUUGUCCGGGUGCCAGUCCAGACCGUGGAUCUUGGACAAGUGGGCCGCCACGUACUCGGCAGCCGUGUUGGGCUUCUGCGCGGAGAACAACAAUACACACUGCGACCACACACGAGAUCACGUGUGAGUCAACAUGCGCCACUGUGGUUCUCACCCUUCUGUCCCAGAUGCGAACAUCACCAUCGUGACUGGACGCCAGCAGGUUCUGGUUCCUGCGGUUCCAUUUCACCUGAGACGCACCCGCUGAAACAUGACACACAAGAACAUCCGCUUUCGCCUGUAGUCAUAAUUUCUGUGAUCAAGUUCUGAGUGUUGUUACGUGUUCUCACCAACAGCAGACAGAGCCACAGCGGGCUUCCGCGUGUCUCUGUGGAGAAGAACAUCAUUCAUGUCAAAACCGUAGGGUCAGCAGCUGUCCAGACCUUAGCGCGUCCUUCUCUACUACCUGGUGUCCCAGAUGUACAUGUAUGUGUCCACGGAGCUGGUGACCAGGAACUCCGCUUCAAAGCACGACCAGUCCAGAUCACUGCGGCACACACACAGGACGUGUGGACAUCUCCGGCACUGCCAUCCUUCCAUGAAUAUAAGUCCACACGCUGGUUGCUCUGGAAGUCACACCCAGUGAGACGAGUCAGACGGGAAGUGAGUCUACAUGAGGACGUGGGGAGGAAAACUUACCGAGGCGGCGAAGAUAUGCGAGUGGGACUUGUGAGGGUUCCACUGGACCGUGCCCACGUCCCACUUACUGUGGCGAGCCAUCUUCCUCGCCAGCUCACACGGCGCCUCCAAGUUGACCAUGUACAGGAAACGCCGCCUAAUGGGGAGGAUAGAUAAGAGGGUUACAGGAAGUAACCUUUGAACUCAGAGCAGCCUGUUUAUACAGUGACUUACCCAGACAGCACAGCAUGGGAGCCCAGACAGUCCACAGACAUGGUGGUUGCCUGGCAACACAAACAACAUGGUCAGCAGGAGACGGGUGGGAUGAACGAUGACGAGCUGCGACAUCCUUCUGAGUGUAGCGUGUGGCCCGUAACCAUGGUAACACUAGAAGCAUCUGUGUCAUGGCGUCUUUGUAAAAAUGAAGUUUGUUCCUGUCACGUGACUUGCUUUUGUAAAGGGACCAAAAAUGUUCAACCAAAUUGUGAAGUCGUUCCACCCUUUUAAACUCAAAGGUUACCUCGCUAAAAGUUACUAGCGUGUUUUUUUGUGAAAUUUUGGACUUUGAUGCGCACUUGCCUCUGUCGGCCACCGUACAAAAGAAGUAGUAUGCGAUUACUCAUUCUGAACUUUCCUGACUACUACUACAGUCUUAAGACUGACAUAUCGUUCUUGAUUCGCCUCUGGACCAAAGAGUCUGAGAAAGUAUUGAAAGUUGACUUAGGCGGCCAGCAGCUGCACCCCAUGUGAAAUAAGAGUCUUAUAACAAAGAAACGAUCUUUAGAAACCGCACACCUGUGCGUCGCGAAACUCCAACACCACAUUCUCGCUGCUCCACCGCGCCGCCAUCUUGAUUCUGCUGCCUCGAUGUCAACAAAGAGUCACAUGACACAUGCCAGUCAAUGACGUCACACACACGCCUCUCCCCAACCACUGAAUUUAAACUUACUCAUACAUUCACUGUUAUGCUUGACUAUUAACACUUUUCAUCAUUACAGUGUGUUCUAUAUUUAGCAAUGUGUGCUAUAUUUCGGCUGUGAUAGCAUGACAGUUACACGUGGCAGCGAGGUCUUCUCUGAUUGGUCGGUCAC